AUGCCUGAACAACUAAAGCACUCGGAGAUCAACUCCCAAACCGACCCCUCGGUCGCAAAGCAGUGGGACAACGACGUGUCCCCCGAAAAGAAGUUCGAAGACUUCUACGGUAUCGUCGACAAGCUCAAGAUCGGCCUCCUCGGCACCCUCCGCGACGGCACCGGACCCGUCCACCGCUCCAUGGCCGUCGCCAAGCGAUCCGGUCCAGACUUCCUGUUCCUUGCCAACGCCCACAGCGCCAAGUUCGACGACAUUGAGAAGAACCCCGGCGCCGUCACCGUCACGUUCCAGAACAGCAGCACCCAGGACUGGGUGUCGGUGACGGGCAAGGCCGUCACGAGCAGCAAUGAGGAUCCGCGCAUCAAGGAGAUCUGGACCAAGGGCACGAGCGCUUGGUUCGGGGAUCUGGGCGAUGGCGUGCAUACCGGCAAGCCGGAGGAUCCGAGGAUGAAGCUCAUUGAGAUUCAGUCCAAGUAUAUCUCCUACUGGAAAGCUGAAGUGGGUGCUCUGGGUUUUGGCAAGGAGGUCAUUGGUGCGGUCAUCACCGGGGGCGUCGCCAAUACGGGUGUUUUGCGGCAGAUGAAGGAGGACGAGAUUGAGCAGGCCAGAAAGAAGGACGGUGCGUUGAGCUCGUAA
This is a messenger RNA of Cyphellophora europaea CBS 101466, 636 nucleotides long. RefSeq lists its product as uncharacterized. Bases 1 to 636 code for a protein of 211 amino acids. The record is from RefSeq and is a predicted model, not a curated record. Lineage: Eukaryota; Fungi; Ascomycota; Eurotiomycetes; Chaetothyriales; Cyphellophoraceae. The transcript has 2 exons.